Paramecium primaurelia is the source of this 200-nucleotide messenger RNA. The record is from the annotation of a GenBank genome assembly. Lineage: Eukaryota; Ciliophora; Oligohymenophorea; Peniculida; Parameciidae.
AUGAAAGUUAUUGAACAAGGAAGUUCAUCAAGAAUAACAGCAUCUAGUUCAUCAAAUAGUGAUUCCUCAAGAUCUUAUGCUAUUUUAUAAAUUAAAUUAACAAGAGAAUAUAGAUCUCAUGGCAAAUUUUCAUUAAUUGAUUUGGCAGGUAGUGUAAGAGGAGCUGAUGUAAGUGAUACUAAUAAAUAAACAAGAUUUGA